GGCUCCACAGAAUCUCGCGAUCUUUCAAAGAAAACGAGAUUCGUCCCCAUUUGCGACGUCGCUGCAGUCCCGUCGCUCAGAAGAAGAAGAAGGCAGCAACGCGAGCGCGAGAGCGAUCAUGGCCGCGGAUCCGAGCGCCGCGGCGGGCGGAGUCUCCGAGGGCGAGGCCGCGGCCUUCUACCGCGCCGCGCCGCCGCUCCGCGACCGGGGCCGCGUCGCCGGGGACAUCGCCGGCUUCGUCGCCCGCUACUCCAAGAGCGCCGCCGGGAGCGGAGGGGGAGGGCUCGCCGGGGUGGUCUGCGUCACCUCCGGCGGCACGACGGUGCCCCUCGAGCAGCGCUGCGUCCGCUACAUCGACAAUUUCAGCUCCGGCCAGCGAGGUGCCGCGUCCACCGAGUACUUUCUCCAAGCUGGAUACGCUGUCAUCUUCAUCUAUCGUCGUGGGAGCAAGCAACCUUACUGUAGAUUUCUUCCGGAGGAUUCCUUUCUUGAUUUAUUCGAGCUUGGUGAAGAAUCAGAUAUCCAAGUCCCAGAAUCUCAUGCCACGGUUGUCAAGGCAGCGAUAAGCAAUUAUCGGAAGGCAAUUGAUGAAGGCCUAUUGUUGAAACUUCCUUUCACCACUAUCUUUGAGUACCUUCAGCUAUUGCAAAUGGUAGCCGAAGCGAUGAAUUGCUUGGGACGCCAAGGAAUGUUUUACCUUGCUGCAGCAGUUUCUGACUUUUAUGUUCCAUGGGAAAGCAUGGCUAAACAUAAAAUCGAGUCAGCAAGUGGCCCUUUGAACAUGCAACUCAAUCAAGUUCCAAAGAUGCUUUUCAUUCUGAGAAAACAAUGGGCUCCUUCAGCAUUUUGUGUAUCCUUCAAGCUUGAGACGGACCCAGAUAUCCUUCUGGAGAAGGCAGAGGCGGCUUUGAGAAAGUAUGGUAUGAACGUCGUGGUUGCCAACGAGCUAGCGAACUACAAAGAUGUAGUUGUGAUGGUCACAAGCAAUGGGAGGACAACGGUGCGAAGGCCUAGCAAAGAGGAUGACGUCGAAGAACAGUUAAUUGAUCUCCUGGUAAAGAUGCACUCUGAACACAUUGUGCAGCUCAAUCAAGAUCAUCAGACAUGCGCAACCUGAGAUAAUAACUAUACCAAACCGAACCCGAGUAUCAGAAUUCCUUGGUGGCACAUAAUCCAAACUUGUUACAGGAUGUUACAAGCCAUGAGCUGAACUAUAGAAUAGCAUGUCAUGU
Molecule: messenger RNA, 1232 nt
Organism: Oryza brachyantha (malo sina)
Lineage: Eukaryota; Viridiplantae; Streptophyta; Magnoliopsida; Poales; Poaceae
Product: phosphopantothenate--cysteine ligase 2
Exons: 9
Coding region: 119-1117 (332 amino acids)
Source: RefSeq, a predicted model, not a curated record